This is a messenger RNA of Sardina pilchardus (European sardine), 2187 nucleotides long. RefSeq names its product heme-binding protein soul4 (gene soul4). NCBI's taxonomy places the organism in Eukaryota, Metazoa, Chordata, Actinopteri, Clupeiformes, Clupeidae. Gene Ontology annotation, molecular function: heme binding. The transcript has 6 exons. The record is from RefSeq and is a predicted model, not a curated record. Bases 115 to 867 code for a protein of 250 amino acids.
UUUUUUUACGUGUGGCCUACGUCAUUGACUGGCACAUAAACACAGAUUCUACCUUUUGCUACAAUCAACUUCCUCCUUCCUCAGCUCAACUCCAAGAGGCAUUAAUCCAGGGAAAUGGCAUUGAUCUCAUUUGAGGACCUUGCAGCAUUGGAUGAUGAACAGCUGGAUGAUGAUGACAUCACAGACAGCUCUGAGCCAAUGGAUGAUGAAAAUGAAGACAGACUUCUUGCCCAUUGGCAGGCUGUGGGUCGGACCCACCAUGUGUCUGUUCCACGCGAAAUGACCGCACCCAUUGCUGAGAUGACCCGCAGGAAUCAGGAGACUGAGAGGGAGCCGGUGCCCUAUUCUGUUAUAUCGAAACGUGAAAAGCUGGGAGAUGUGAUUGAGGAGAGACUAUAUCCAGCAGGAAAGUGGGCAUGCAUCACCAAAUCAGAGAAAAUGUACGAGCAAAGCAUCUCUCUUGCCUUCAUGCAACUCAUGCGCUUUAUCUGCAAGGAGAGCUCUGCUGGCAAGUACUUGGGCAUGACUGUACCUGUGCUGGCUGAGUUUCAGUUGACAGAGAGCGGGACUGACUUUAUGAAAGAUGUGGUGACGGCCUACUACCUGCCUGCACAGUACCAGAGCAACCCACCUCAGCCCAAUGACCCUGAAAUCACCAUUUCUCAUAGAGGACCUAUGAGAGUCAUCACACAUGUGUUUUAUGGCACCACCACUGAGGAGACUGUGCAGCGGCAAAUUCAGCUGCUGUGGGAGUCACUUGGGGAGAUGGAGAAUGUCCAUCGCCACAACUACAUGGUAGCAACCUACGAGAAUCCAGGGGUUCCUGGACGCAGAAAUGAGAUCUGGUUUAUCCGUACAGAUCAAUAAGAGACCCCUCCAGUUGUACUGCAAUCAUUUUGUGGACCCCACGCAUUUGUAAGAUGUCCUACAACGAGUACCCUUCCCUACUCUCUGCCCAUGCCAGUUCCUCAGAGACAGCAUGAAUGCAUCAGGUGUGUUGUGGUUGGUCAGGCGUGUUAGUUGCUUUGAAGUGUACAUAGUUAUUGUGUGCUAAAUAUUUAUUUUAAUGAAUGGCCCACACAACCUUCAAAGCACGACUUAAUUGUAAGAUAAGACCAUAAGCCCAAUCCUUCUGUGAGAGCAUGAUUCUCUUUUAACUGUGUUUGCUACAUGAUGCCUGCACUUUGGUAAUGUUUUUAUCUUUGUCCCAAUUCCUGGGAUGACUCAGUGGCUACGAGUAAUACUUCUGACAAACGAGACUGCAGAUAUUAUUAUUGUUAUUAUUAUUAAUAAUUAGUAUUGUUAUUAUUUUCAAACCUGAUAAUUAUCAUUUCCUCUCUUUAUUCUUCUGUCCAAGAACAUUUCUUACCGGUGUCCCCAGCAGUAAGACAGUUGUUCUCCUUGUGGAAUCUCACUUCUUUUUAUACCUAUAUUGUUUAAAGUAAUCCUGGCACCGUCUCUACAGUUUGUCCUGACCAGUUAAAGGCCCUUCAGACCAAACCACUUUUCAACUGCAGACAGUAAGAGUGACUGCCCAUUCUCAAUUCACACUACACAGAUGGAGUCAUUUACAGGAUUGAAUACCUAGCUAAUGAUUGUUUUUACUAUACAAGAGAUGCACUUGUGGUGCUCUCCCCAGUACUUCAACUAGUACUGUCUGCGACUGAAAAGUUAUGUACUAAAUUACAAUGCUGGCCACUAGGUGGCAGAAUGGCCAUAAUAGUAAACCUCUGCCUUAAUGGUAAAUGUUACAUUUUUUCAAAGAGCAAAGACUAAUUUUUGAGCUGUCGAGCUGCGAGUUAUCUGCGGGGGAUGUCAAUUUCUUAUACAGGGGGAGCUGGGGGCUCUCAUAUCUGCUUCUUUGUGUCAUGUUGUGUUUGCAUUUGCAUUUUGUCAUAGUACCUUUUCCAUGUUGUAAUAGUGUUUUUACAAUGAUAUGGUUCUGUGUCACACCCUUUUGCUAGGUUGCUUGCUUUUUUAAUGUUGCAUCUGCUGUUCAGUGAUUGUAUGGUCUAACUGACUUUGCAGGGCAAUUACUGUAAUUAUUACAGCUGGUAAUGUAAACUGUGGCAUUAUGCAUUGUACUAUUUGAGAUAUGAAAUUGAAACAGGGAGCUGUUCAUAUUUUGUAUUUUUCUUUUGAAAAACAAUUAUGAUAAUUAAAAAAAAAACCUCUUAUGAAACUGAA